Haemonchus placei is the source of this 531-nucleotide messenger RNA. NCBI's taxonomy places the organism in Eukaryota, Metazoa, Nematoda, Chromadorea, Rhabditida, Trichostrongylidae. The record is from the annotation of a GenBank genome assembly.
AUGGAUCAGCCAUUAUCAACGAUGGGUAACUCCCUGAUUGUGGAAGUUAAAGCCGCUGGAAAGAUAGGGAUAGUGGAGGAGACCAAGUUGGAACCAGCAUUUGAGCAAGGAAUAAAAAAAGUCGAAACAUAUAGACUGGCAGUUGAUUGUGUAUUGGAUGGACUCGAAGCAAUAAUGCAGCCGAAUCAUAAAAUUGUGGAAACAGGAGCGAUUGUCGCUCCACCUGGACAAAAUCCUCACGAACUAAUGGCUACUGCAUGCACAAAAAUGAAGCGAUUCCUAGGCAACAACGAGCAGGUAAAAAACACUAAAACAAAAGAAGAAUUGGAAGAAAAGGGAAUGUUUUAUCAUAAAUCGGUAAAAGCAUUCAACGAUCAGGCCUCCAAAAUCCAAGUGGUAAUCGAUGAAUUACCAAUGACUAUUUUCACUAAUCAAAGAGAGAUAGUAAAGUUCUUUGCUCAACGGGAGAAAUUCCAUACAAGUGCAUCGGACAUUAUGAAGGAUGCAUUAAAACAUUUACCAAAAAAAUAG